Marchantia polymorpha subsp. ruderalis is the source of this 2421-nucleotide messenger RNA. The record is from the annotation of a GenBank genome assembly. NCBI's taxonomy places the organism in Eukaryota, Viridiplantae, Streptophyta, Marchantiopsida, Marchantiales, Marchantiaceae.
UGCUGUUGCUGCUGGUGCUGGAGCAGGAGCUGCUGGCCGAGUGAAGGGCAGAAGAAGGGGGCGGGCGGGCCACUUCUUUCUUGGCUGGCCGUAGAGGUUCUGCUGCUGCUGCUGCUGCUGGUGCUGACUCCGACUAAACUGCGUGGGAGGAGGGGGGGAGGGGGCCGCGGACUUUCGAGCGAAGAGAGGAGGAGUUCGAGUGAGCAUCGUCGUCGUCGGCAGGAGCUUCUUGGCGAGGGAGUCAAAUCGUCGGGCGUGGAACGGCUUUCCGAGUCGAGGCUGUGCGGAGUUUGGUUUGUGUGAGAGAGUGUGUGAGCGUGCGCGUGUGGAGGAAGAGCAGCAGGGGCGGAACGACGACGAGGGGCCGGAGUUGGCAGAUCUCGUGCUAGCGCGGAGGUAUUAUUAUUGCUGCUAGGGUAGUCGCCCAGUUCUAUAAACCGCACCAGCGCUCCGGAUGGCGUGGACAUGAGCCGCGAGUCGCCGUGGAGCCAAUGCUUGCGAGGAGUGGCUGCUGCUUCGAGAAUGCGAAUGUUGUGAGGUCGCCGAUUGGAAAUUGGGUUCGGAAGGGCUUGGAUCAGAGCCUGCUCGAGUUCAGAGUAGAUCUGGUUCGGAACGCCGCGCAGAUCUGAUUUGGCCUCUUCUGGAUCCUGAGCGCGAUUGCUGUGGGGAUCAGGACCUGCGUCCCUGGCUCGAGAUCUACCGUUUCACCUGGUGUCCGGCGGGCAUGGGUUUUCAAAAGUUGCAAUGCCACAGGUCCGGUCAAUGUAGUUAGGUUUCCACCUGGGACCUUCUUAGGACUGAAGAGGAAUCUCGAUACAUUCAGCAAAGAUGGGGGGCACAACAGACUAUGAGGAGAAGAAGCCUUUCUUGAGAGGUGGCGCUAAUCUCAACCAUCUCACCCCUGCCGAUUUAAAGAGCAAAGUCCCCACCAGUUUUUCGACGGUAGGACUAAUUGUAUCAUGGUACUUUUCGAACAUUGGCGUGCUUUUAUUGAACAAGUAUCUCCUUAGCAAUUAUGGGUUCAAAUUUCCCAUCUUUCUCACGAUGUGUCACAUGACGGCCUGCGCGCUGUUCAGCUACGUAGCAAUCGCCUGGAUGAAGAUUGUGCCAAUGCAGGCAGUCAAAUCUCGCACCCAGUUUGUGAAAAUCGCGGCAUUGAGUGUAAUCUUUUGCACGUCCGUGGUGAGCGGUAACAUUUCCCUCCGAUUCUUACCUGUAUCUUUCAAUCAAGCCAUCGGUGCCACCACUCCCUUCUUUACAGCGGUCUUCGCCUACGUCAUGACCCUCAGGCGAGAAGCGUGGCUUACCUACGCAAGCCUGAUACCAGUUGUGACAGGAGUCAUCAUAGCCAGCGGGGGAGAGCCGAGCUUCCACCUGUAUGGGUUCAUCAUGUGCAUUACGGCUACAGCUGCCAGAGCUCUGAAGUCUGUUCUUCAAGGAAUUCUACUUUCGAACGAAGGGGAGAAAUUGAAUUCGAUGAACCUCCUCCUAUACAUGGCACCAAUCGCGGUCGUGGUCUUGUUGCCAGCGACUUUAUUAUUGGAGCCGAAUGUGCUUGGAAUCGCUAUUGCUCAGGCUCGUGUCGACCCAGGAAUCGUCUUUUUACUUGCAAUUAAUUCUGCCAUGGCGUACUUUGUCAACUUGACGAAUUUUCUUGUCACUAAGCACACGAGUGCCCUGACUCUCCAGGUUCUUGGCAACGCGAAGGGAGCUGUGGCGGUCGUUGUAUCGAUUUUGAUCUUCAGGAAUCCAGUCUCCGUGACUGGAAUGCUUGGCUAUGGGCUAACGGUGUUCGGGGUCAUCCUGUAUAGUGAAGCAAAGCGGCGCUGCAAAUGAUCUAUAUACCCUGUCAACUCUUUACCGUUUUGAGAAGCCAGACCAUCCCCAAUCUGUGGUGAUGGUGAGUCGGUCCUCGCCAAUCUAGUCGCCGGAUGAGUUUAUUUUGUAAGAUUGUAGGUCUCAAAUUAUUCUUUGCUGACUGUCGCAAAACCCCGACUCCCAAGGGUGACCCAAGGGAAUCCAUUCAUUACUAGGUGAAAUAAUUGAGGUGUAGAAAUGUCUGGAGAUAAUCUGCGUGGCUCUGCAGGUAUGGUCAGAUCCUCAGUCCGUCCAGUGAAAGCUUGAUUCUGGCCUUUUAGAACAGUCGCCAGAAAUUAACUCUGUAGGUAGGUAUCUCCUUAUUGAGUUUUCGCAGACAGUGAUCGGUUCUUCAUUCUCUAGGUCGUUCCCGGAAAAGCAGCCCAAUAUUGUUUCCCAUUAUCGCUGUAAUGGUUUUGCUGAUUAACAUGUAAGCAAGCACAAGCAGAAGCUGGCUCUGGCUGAUGACCCUCGAGUAAGCAAGCCCAGGCUUGGGAGGCUCACUGAAAAAAAUUAAAUUGCAUUGAAAGAAAAAUUUGCUCAUAUUUAUAUCCUCGCCCAUCA